Molecule: messenger RNA, 950 nt
Organism: Quercus robur (English oak)
Lineage: Eukaryota; Viridiplantae; Streptophyta; Magnoliopsida; Fagales; Fagaceae
Product: probable calcium-binding protein CML46
Exons: 2
Coding region: 46-831 (261 amino acids)
Molecular function (GO): calcium ion binding
Source: RefSeq, a predicted model, not a curated record
AAUUCCCUAAUAAGUGGGAGUAGAGAAGAAAGUUCCCACCAUGACAUGCCUCCAAAUGACCAUUUCUUAAACAAUUUUUCAUUCUCAUUCCAACCUCACCUAAAAAGACUUGCAGAACCACACAAGCACCUUCCCUCUUUAAUUUCAUAUCUGACUAUUUUGAUGAUGUCUUCAAAUACAAGACUCAAUCCAAAAGGUAGAGACUUGAGAAUAUCUAUGACGAUUAUGCCUUUGAUCCAUAACUGUAUAGAGCCAUCAUCGAGCAGCUCCUCUUGCCUGAUGUGUUUAUGGGUUGAAGUACUUUCGUUCACAAUUUUUGGGGACAACACACACAAGAAGUUUUUGUCAAGGUUUUGGUGUUUUCUCCUAUCCCGACUUAACUUUGGUAACUCAAACGAUUCGCCUGAGGAGGAGAAUUCAGAUUUUGAUUUUAGCGAGCAACAGGCUUUUGUUGCUUGCUCAAGUGAAAAGAAAGAUGAUGAAAGCUUGAGCAGAGUAGAUGUUGAAACGAUCAUGGAAAGUUUGGGAAUUUGUUGCAGCCCAGAAGGUGAAGACCCUCAGCAGAGGUUCAGUUCCAAGGAGCUUUCAGGGCUGUUUGAUGAGAAGGAGCCAAGCUUGGAGGAGGUGAAGGAAGCUUUUGAUGUGUUUGAUGAGAACAGAGAUGGGUUCAUUGAUGCAAGGGAAUUGCAGAGAGUUCUCCGUAAUUUAGGCUUAAAGGAAGGAGAAGAGCUACAUAACUGUGAGAAAAUGAUCGGGGCAUUCAAUGAAAACGGAGAUGUAAGGAUAGAUUUCAUUGGAUUUGUAAAAUUCAUGGAGAAAUCUCUAAGUUGAAUGGCAAAAUUUAGAUACAGUAUUAUUAUACGUAAGGUACUAUUAUACGUAAAGGACUGUAUCUACGUUUUACCCUUUGGAGACAAUAAUUUAAUAUAUCAAACAUACUCAAUUUUUCA